GGGAGACCAAAAGUACGUCCACCUCGCGAUAUUCGCGGCGGUGGCGUUAUUUACGUGCAAAUACGGUAAUUACCCUCCAUUUUAGUACCAACAUUACCGAGCUGAUUUGCACAAUGCAGCGCAAGCUAUGUGUUUAUAGCAAACAACUUGAUAGUCGUAUACUGAAAGCCAGAGCUUGCAUCAUGAACUUUACUGUGGACGUUCUGCCAUGUUUCAUAUCUGCUCAGAAAUAUUGAUGCCAAUUUUAUUGACGCUACAAGAAAAUCCUGGAUGGCAUCGCAAAACAAUACUGUCGCUGUACCCAAGAGUCGAAACCUCCAAGAGUGAGAGUUACGUCUUCCGAUAAACACUUCCUCCUCCUGCUGCUCCUCAGCAUUGAAAGGCACGUACUCGGCGUUGCAAUAACAGCUAGAACAUUCGAGGGUUUUCGUUCUGAACGGCGGUAAAAACCAACUCUUGACGCAGAAAUGUAGUGGAACAUUCUACACUAAAAUUAUGUUCUGUGAUGAUGCGUCUGCCUUUGCGUCCAUGAAACCUUCACAUCUCUUCACACAGACCCCAUCAAUGGUUCACUGACCCGGGUUGGCCACUAUGAGAGCAUUUUUUGAUACGGAACGGAAGAGGCGCCUCGCCUAUGGAGCCGGCGGAGCCGGUUGCUGAUGGUUGUCGCAGUAACUUACGGAGGAUGUUAGUAGCCGACAGAGGCUAUAAUGGCUUCUUCGGACGAGAUGUUGAUAGUGGGCGUUCGUAGUGAAAUCAGUGCUAGAGUUUUGAUCAUAGGUGGUGGUGUUGCUGGACUGACAGCUGCUAAUCGCCUCUACGCGCAUGGAUUUAGAAAUGUCACGAUCCUGGAAGCCAGAGACAGACCAGGCGGUCGAACGUUUUCAAAACCUUUCGGUGACAGCUACAUCGAGUGUGGUGCCCAGUGGAUUCAUGGACAAGAAGGAAAUGCAGUUUUCCAAGUCGCCAACGAAAAUGGUUUGGUGGAUCACAGCUGCCCAUACUAUCUGGAGCAGUUCUAUAUUUGGCCUCAGCUGACUGAAGAGCAAUGCAGUGUGGCUACAGAAGUCAGUUCCCUUGUUUUAGAAGCACUGGACAGAUGCCAGAAAAUGUCAGCAAAUGGCAACCAAGAUGAUAUGCCCAGUGUUUUUCAGAAGUCGGUUGGUCACUUUUUACGCCACAGUCUCCUUGACUACAUAAACAAAAACAGUUUUGAUGGGGACAAGGUUAAACUUGUUGAGUCCUGCUAUGACUGGGCUGUACGGCUUCAGCAAGAAAUCCAAGGAUGCAGCUCCCUAACAGAUGUCUCUGCCCUGUUUUUUGGGCAGUACCGUGAAUGCGAUGGGAACAUAGUGACUGAGCUGAAGCACGGUUAUGGAAAGUUUGUGGACCUUAUUUUGCAAGGCAUUCCUUCUGAGUGGCUGCAGCUUAAUAAGUGUGUAACCAGUGUGACAACCUCAGUAGCACCCCUCUCACCAAACUGCCAUUUUACUGAGAGGUCACAGAGUCACCUGAAGACUUCCUUUGCAGCUGUCCCUUUGGGCAGCAACAAACCAGUGAUCACAGUGACGUGUGAAGAUGGCUCCGUUUUCAAGGCAGACCAUGUAGUAGUCACUCUGCCACUGGGGUGCCUCAAAGCACAUGCUUCACACAUGUUUGAGCCACCACUGCCUGAGAAGAAAAUGCUCGCCAUCCGGUCAAUGGGCUUUGGUGCAGUUGACAAGGUGUUCCUCAAGUACAGUGUGCCUUUUUGGAAGCCUGGUGAUGUGUUCCAAGUCCUGUGGCUUGAUGGUUUCAACCACUGUGGGAACAAAGCAGAAGGGGAUGACAUGUCAGCAUGGGUAACACAUAGCCAGCUGAAUACUUCCUGGUUCAGGUAUAUUGGGAGAUUCAAUGCUGUACGUAACCAUCAAGAUCUGCUGUGUGCGUGGAUAACUGGGGAAGGAGCCAAGUACAUGGAAACACUGAGUGAUGAUGAUGUCCGCAUUGGUUGCCACAACGUCCUUGUCCAGGUUCUUGGAAACAAGGACCUGCCAUUACCAUGUGAGGUAGAGCGGAGCAGAUGGUACUCUGAUCCUUAUGCAAGAGGUUCUUACUCUUACAUCUCAGUGUCUUGCGAUACAACAGGUGCUUUGCCUCGAGACUUGGCUGACCCAAUAUGUGAGCCUGUGGUGCAUUGUGGAACAGAAGUUACGUACCCAGUGAUAUUCUUUGCUGGCGAAGCAACGCAUCCCCACUUCUACUCAACUGUGCAUGGUGCCUAUGAGUCUGGCAUCAGAGAGGCAGAUCGCCUUGCCGACUUUUACUUCAAAGCUGGAACAGGACAAGAGUCAUGCUGCAUACCAGACGAGGAAGAAAGUUUUUUGUUCAAAGCAGAUCCCUUCAAUUCUCCAGCGUUGAGUGCAUCUUCUGCUGGCUCAAACCCACGCAUCAUAAUCGUUGGAGCUGGUGCGGCUGGCCUCUCAGCUGCAUACAAGCUUACCCAGAAGGGCUACACUAAUUUUGUUGUCUUGGAGGCACAGAAGAUGGCUGGAGGAAGGAUACAAUCUUACUACUAUGGUGACAACAGAGUCCUGGAGUUGGGUGCCCAGUGGGUGCAUGGUGAAGAAGGAAAUCCUCUGUAUGGCUAUGCUUUAUCGAACAACCUGUUGGCCGACCCACGACGGCACCAUUCCCUUGAGGGUCGUGGUGUUUUCUGCACAGAUCAAGGAACCCGGUUGCCCCAGGACCUGGUUGAUGAGGUCAUCACUGUGCUCAAUCAAAUUAAAGACGAACUGGGGGGGCGGCGACCUCGGCUUGAAGGCAACCAGGAAGUGUUCAUGCUCAAUGAGCUGCCCAUAUCGGUUGGAGAGUACUUGCGUUCACGCUUUCUUGAGCAUCUCGAGCAGCAAAGUGACACAGCCGACAUGGUCAAGACUAAGUGGGCCAUUUAUGACUGGUAUUGGCGCUUUGAAGUCAUUGACAACUCUUGCUACAGUUUAGAUGAGCUCUCAUUCAAAAGUUAUGAGGAGUUCGAGGAAUGUCCUGGUGUUUGGAACAUCAACCUGCGACAUGGCUUUUCCAGUGUAAUAAACAGUCUCCUGGAGCACAUCCCCGAAGCCAACAUUCGCUACAACAAGGCUGUCAAGCGAAUCUACUGGCACAAUAGUGCAGUUCCUUUAUACACCAAAAUGGCUCGCUCCUCAAUCAGCAACUCACAAGAGACCAUCUUGGAAAGUAUUCCAUUUGUAGAGUGUGAAGACGGUGAAAUUAUGUCAUGCAGGCACCUGCUCUUAACAAUGUCUGCAGGCUACCUCAAACGGCACCAGGACGACAUGUUCCAUCCAAAGCUUCCAGAAGAGAAGCGUCAAGCACUGCGUGGCAUUGGCUUUGGCACUAUAAACAAAAUAUUUCUCAUCUUCGAGCAGCCCUUUUGGGACACAGGAGCCGAAGGUUUCCAACUAGUCUGGCUCGAUGGUGACUCAGAAGACACAACUAAUUUAAACUGGUGGGUCCGAGGGAUAUCAGGAUUUGAUCUCGUAUAUGAGAAUCCCAAUGUCCUUGUUGGCUGGAUUGGUGGAAAGGCAGCUGAGCAUAUGGAGUCGCUCAGUGACCAUGAAGUCCUCAGGGCUUGUGUCCAUGUCCUGUCCACGUUCCUGAACCGAGAUAUUCCUGAACCCGUGUCCAUAAUCAGGUCAUAUUGGUUCACCAACCCCUACAUUUUGGGAAGUUAUAGCAACAGACAGCUGCCAUAUGACACCUCGGACACCCUUCUGGAGACUUUCUAUGAACCAUUAGUGGCUGAUGCCCCACUGCAUCGAAUAACCAGAGUAGAGUGGCCUCUUGUCUUGUUUGCUGGGGAAGCUACUGAUAAGGACUUCUACUCAACUGUCCAUGGAGCUAUGAGGUCGGGGUUCAGAGAAGCAGACCGCUUGAUUAACUUCUGGAGUAGAAAACGAGAUGACAUCAUCCUUGAGUCAUCAGCACAACCAAGACUCUGAGGGACAACCACUGAAGGCACAUCAUUUCUUACUUCCUCCGACAAUCACACAGCGGCAGAAAAAAGAAACGGCAACAGCAUUAGCGAAUGAUGUGGCGAGCUGCAUGGUGAUGUCCUUAUGAGAUUGCACUGCAUCGUGCUUCUGUAGUAACACAUUGUCCUAGCUUAGUUUGUAGCCCGUCUACUGAUUUUAUUGGAACUUAGGUCUAAUUCUUGUGCUAUACAGCAUGGUGUAGCUGACUUAGAGUAUUGUGCAAGUGUUGUCUACAGCACAGUUUAGCAGUGCAAAACGUUAGUGUCUGGCAUCAUCUUAGUGGCAACAGUAAUUGCUGCUGUGUAUAGGGGAAUCCUAUGUGCUGCAAUGGAAAUUUCUUGCUAUUGCAUUAGAGUCUUGCAGUUUUGUCACUUGCAGUAUUCUUGUUGGGCCUCCUUUUGCAGCUCUAGUAUUGAAGUGCCAAGUUAAACAAAAAGGUGCAGCUGCUUUACAAGGCAUAUGCCCUGCAGCACUAGUCCAACCCACUCGCUGCUGUGCCAGUAAUUGCUGCUGUGUAUAGGGGAAUCCCAUGUGCUGCAAUGGAAGUUUGUUGCUAUUGCAUUAGAGUCUUGCAGUUUUGCCACUUGCGGUAUUCUUGUUGGGCCUCCUUUUGCAGCUCUAGUAUUGAAGUGCCAAGUUAAGCACAAGAAAGUGCAGUUGCUUUACAAAGCAUAUGCCCUGUAGUACUAGUCCAACCCACUCGCUGCUGUGCUAGUCCUCUCUUGUUUACAGAGUGGCCUCUCAUUGUAAACCUCAGACUGUAAAGGCAGCUGUGCAACAUAGCCAAAUUAAGCAUUUCAUUGCCCUUUAUGCAAUUCUAAGAAGUUCUACAUGUAGAGCCUUACCGCCAUUUCAAUUUUAGCCUGUCGCAUUGCAGUUCCUGUUGGGCUGUGCAAUUUUUGAACAUAUUACACAUAGAGUGCCUAUGUCAGAUGCUUAAUGCACAUGCCUGUAGUCGUGCUCAUGUCGUAGCACAAGAGGCUGUAAGCAAAUUUGCAUCUUCGCUCUGACCAACUUCACAUAUAUCCUAUUAUACGCCACUGCAACUUCGGGGUGCUGAAGUAUACACUUUGCCAUAGUUUUCAAGCAUCCUCAGUGCAACGUUUAUUAUGUGCCAAGAAACACACCAGAGAACUAGUGCUGUUGCACAUUCCUGUCUACAAUAAAGUUUAUUUCUAUUCAGAA
Messenger RNA from Dermacentor andersoni, 5198 nucleotides. NCBI's taxonomy places the organism in Eukaryota, Metazoa, Arthropoda, Arachnida, Ixodida, Ixodidae. The record is from RefSeq and is a predicted model, not a curated record.